Molecule: messenger RNA, 2211 nt
Organism: Metarhizium brunneum ARSEF 3297
Lineage: Eukaryota; Fungi; Ascomycota; Sordariomycetes; Hypocreales; Clavicipitaceae
Gene: uba2
Product: Ubiquitin-activating enzyme E1-like
Biological process (GO): protein sumoylation
Cellular component (GO): cytoplasm; SUMO activating enzyme complex
Molecular function (GO): SUMO activating enzyme activity
Source: RefSeq, a predicted model, not a curated record
AUGGAGGCUUCGAUCCAAGCCAGUGAACCUGCCGCGCCGCUGGCAGCUGUGGCAGCUGGGCCAGCUGAUCCUGUCCCAGGUCAAGCAGUUGGAAAGACUGUUAACGCCCAAGAACAACAAUCACAACUUCAGCAGCAGCCUCAGCAGCAGCCCCAACUUUCCCAAGCCUCUCAACAAACCGCUGCGCAAGCUCCGGCCCAGAAUCAGCAAGCCCUCUCCAGCCAACAGAACUUCACAACCCAACAUCGCCCGCGAGUGAUGGCACGAGACAGAUACAACCACCAGUCGCUCGGGGCCUCCCUGAACUCAUCCGUGAAACAGGCUCGAGUCUUGAUGGUCGGUGCAGGAGGCAUCGGAUGCGAAUUACUCAAGAAUCUGGCUCUCACGGGCUUCUCAGAAAUUCACAUUGUCGACCUCGAUACAAUUGACCUGUCGAACCUGAAUCGACAAUUCCUAUUUCGACAGGAGCAUAUAAAGAAAUCGAAAGCUCUGGUUGCUAAGGAAGUCGCCGAGAAGUUCAAUCCAAACGUCAAAAUCGUCGCCCACCACGCCAACAUUAAAGAUGGAAAUUUCAAUGUUUCGUGGUUUCGAAAAUUUAGCAUCGUAUUCAACGCACUGGAUAACUUGGAAGCUCGACGACAUGUCAACAAAAUGUGCCUUGCUGCGGAUGUGCCUUUGAUAGAAAGCGGCACCACUGGUUUUAAUGGCCAAGUUCAAGUUAUUAAAAAGGGUGUAACGGCAUGCUAUGAUUGCACUGCUAAGGAGACACCCAAAACAUUCCCCGUCUGCACGAUCCGAAGCACGCCGAGUCAGCCCAUUCAUUGUAUUGUCUGGGGCAAGAGCUAUCUUAUGAACGAAAUAUUCGGCGUCAGUGAAGACCAAUCUGCGUUUGAUCAUUCGGAGGAUGCGGAGAACGCCCACGAGAUAGAAGAGCUCAAGAAAGAGUCCGAGGCUUUAGAAAAUAUCCGUGACGCGGUUGGCACUGCAAAUUUCCCCCAAUUACUCUUUGAUAAAGUCUUCAACAGCGACAUCGAGCGAUUGCGAUCGGUCGAGGACAUGUGGAAGUCACGGAGAAAACCUGCGCCUCUGAAUUACGACACUGUUUUCAAUCAGGCUACGGAUGCUAUCGCAUCAAAGGACGAUAUUCUGAGCGAUGACCAGCGAGCGUGGACCCUCGAAGAGAAUCUUGUUGUGUUCAGGGACAGUCUGGAUCGCUUGAGCAAGCGAAUGCUGGACCUCAAAAAGAACAAAGACCUAUCUGGUCCUGAGCCAACGAUUAGCUUCGAUAAGGACGAUAUUGAUGCACUGGAUUUUGUGGCUUCAUGCGCCAACAUCAGAUCAACUAUUUUUGGAAUUGAUCGUAAAUCACGAUUCGAUAUUAAGGAAAUGGCGGGAAAUAUUAUCCCAGCCAUUGCCACUACAAACGCCAUUGUCGCUGGUCUAUGCAUCCUUGAAGCAUUCAAAGUCCUUAAGGGAGACUAUGGACAGGCUAAAGAGGUGUUUUUGCAACCCUUUGCCCCCACUAGGCUUCUCGGCUCAGAUACUUCGCGAAAGCCCAACCCAGAUUGCCCUGUGUGCAGUGCUUUCAAUGUCACUAUCAAGGUUGAUCUUUCUAGGGCAACCCUGAACGAUGUUGUAGAGGAUAUUAUCAAGAAGCAGCUCGGGCUUGAAGAGAAGGAAUUUGUCCUCAGUAACGAAGUUGGUAUCGUGUACGAUGCGGAUGAGACUGAUAAUCUACCGAAGAAGCUUUCAGAUCUUGGCAUCAAAGGAGGAAGCUUCCUUACCGUCAUUGACGAAGAUGACGAUGAGCCGUUGGUUAAUAUUGUGAUCAAUAUUGAAGAAGGUGCUGUUGAGGCCCAGGAUAAGCCUGUUGAGGUCCACUUGGACAAGCAACCUGAGAUUCCUCAGAAGCCCAAGAAGGCCUUAAUUGCGACUAACGGCGGUCCUAACGGCAUCCAGCAAAACGGCAAGCCUUCAGACCUAGAUGCGCAAAGCAGGGCUCUUAAAAGAGCUCAUUCAGGUGAUGAUGCGCAAAGCCGGGUUUUCAAACGAGCUCAUCUAGACGACAAUACGGAAGGCGGGACUCUCAAACGAACUCAUCCAGGCGACGAUGCGCAGCCGGCCAAAAAAGCGAGGAUUGCCGGUGCCGAGGACGAUGAUGUUGUGCUUGUACAAGACGAUGCUGGUGCAAUUGUCAUUCCUGACGACUGA